This is a messenger RNA of Coccomyxa subellipsoidea C-169, 1512 nucleotides long. Its product is annotated as DUF21-domain-containing protein. Lineage: Eukaryota; Viridiplantae; Chlorophyta; Trebouxiophyceae; Coccomyxaceae. Gene Ontology annotation, biological process: magnesium ion homeostasis. The annotation marks the transcript as partial. The record is from RefSeq and is a predicted model, not a curated record. The transcript is spliced from 13 exons.
AUUCCAAUAUGGGCGGCUGUCAUCAUAUCGCUUUUCCUUGUUCCCUUGUCUGGCCUCUUUGCCGGGCUGACGUUGGGUCUGCUCAGUCUUGACCGAGUGGGCCUAAGGAUCCUUGUGGAGGGCGGAGAUGCCAAGGAAAGGAGCCAUGCACAAAAAAUUCUGCCUGUGCGGGAGCAAGGCAACCAGCUGCUGUGUACCCUCCUACUGGGCAAUGUCAUCAUAAACAGCGCUCUCUCAAUUCUCCUUGCUGAUCUCACAACGGGUCCUAUUGGAUUGCUCACCUCCACUGCUGUAAUCCUCAUCUUUGGCGAGAUCAUCCCACAGUCAAUCUGCUCAAGGCAUGGCUUGGAAGUGGGCGCGCACUCUAUCUGGGUUGUGCAGAUCUUCACGAUCAUCUUGGCUCCUAUUGCCUACCCAACAAGCCUCAUCCUUGACUGGUGCCUCGGCCGUGACAUUGGGACAGUCUUCUCCCAGCAGGAGCUCAAGAGCCUGAUCAACAUUCAUGUCCAUGACCCUGACGCCCAGGCCGAGAGCGGUCUGACCAAUGCUGACCGCCUACUGCUUAUUGGCGCUCUGGAGUACAAGGACAAAAGGGUGAAGGAUGUGAUGACGGCGCUGGAGCACUGCUUCCUGCUGGAGGUGCGCUCGCGGCUGAACUUUGCAACGAUGCUGGCCAUCUACAAGAGCGGCUUCACGCGCAUCCCCGUCUACGAAAGCUCGCGCCACAACAUCAAGGGCAUUCUCUAUGUCAAGGACCUCAUCCUCGUGGACCCAGACGACGAGACCGAGCUCGGCGCUGUCCUGGCCUUCAGGGGCCGCGAUGUUGCGUCGGUGCGGGAGGACGUGAAGCUGGACGUGGUGUUCAAGGAGUUCAUGUCCUCUAGCAACCACAUGUUGCUCGUACGCCGCGCCCCCGACAUGCCGGGAGGACCGGACGGCGACGUCAUCGGCCUCAUCACCCUCGAGGAUGUCAUGGAGGAACUCAUCCAGGCGGAGAUCGUGGACGAGACGGACAUCUACGAGGACGUGAACCGGCGCGUGCUGAGGCGCGGAGGCACGCGCGCUGAUGUGGCAACCUACCUUACCAUGUUUGAGCACAAGCUGCAUGCGAGCACGCUGAGCCCCGCUGAGGUGGCCGCCGUGGCCGCAUUCCUGCAGCUCAACGUUGACGAGUUCGCGCCCCUCAUGCGCUAUGACCUGCCCCUCAAGGGACUGAUCAGCCAUGCGGAGAUUGUGGAGAGGGACAUGGCGUCCGGAUCCAGCAGCGAUGCCGGGGACCCGGGCACGGUGCUGUACACGCGCGGGGAGCCCUCCGACACCUUCACCCUCAUCCUGCAGGGCAAGGCGCUCAUACGCACAGGCGCGGAGUGCUUUGAGCUGGACCUGGGCCCCUGGUCAGUGCUGGGCAACCGCGCGCUCAGCUGCGACGACUACGUCCCGGACUUUGACGCCGUCGCGCAGCCCCCCUGCCGUAUGCUGCGCAUCCGCCGCGCCGCCUACCGCGCUGCCCUC